AUGCUGUCAAAAUCUUGCGUUACUUUGCAUUUGGGUGAAGAAAAUUUAUCUGGCGUAUAUCGUGAUGUCGUCCAAUGUUGGUCUCAUCAGUCGUCAAUGCAGACGUACGUGCGAUCGUUACCAGUUUUUCGACCAAAAAAUAGCCGUGGAAAAGUUAACUGGUUUGGUUUUAGUUGGUGAGACGUUCAGCAACCAUCGUUCUGAAAAUACAGAUGCGAAAGCAACAAAUCCUCCAACAAAAUAUUACAUUUCGUCCCUUCAGAAGUUUCAUUGUAAUAUAUGUCAGUUGAAAAUGGAGAAUGCAGUAGAUAUGGUAUCUUUCACAAAAAAUCUUCUAUGCUAAUGAUUGUUUUUUCACUCCAGCGGGAACACUUCAAAAGUGAAUGGCAUAUCUGCAAUAUAAACCGUUCCUUACGUGGUUAUUGUCCAUUAAAUCUUGAUUUAUUCGAAACUUUAAGACAAGAGAAAAUAGAAAAUGUUUCCGAUAAAAAUACCGUCGAUCAAGUUGGAAUGAGUCCAAUUAAUUCACUAUCAUCAACUAUAGAGUCAAAUAUUGACAACAAUAACUGUGAUAAUGGCACAUCACCUAACACAGUUACUAAUUCGUCACUUACUGCAUCGUCACAUAAGCAGAUGUUAUUUUUCCGAAAUUAUAAUUCAGAAAUAGUUGGAAUAAAUCGUUGUGUUUUAUUUACUAGGAAGACUAUGCCUUCAACAAUGGAUGAGUUGCUAGCAUCUGUUUCACGUGUUCGACAAAGUCGAAAAUGGGCUAUUCUUCUUUAUUCUGGAGGUAAAUUCGCUGGUGGUAUUUUUGAUGGAACAAACGAGGUUGUUCAUAAAACUUUGCACAGUUAUACAGUACGCGCUAAACAAGGUGGUGGUCAAUCAUCUUAUGAUUCACAAUGUGGUGGUCUUGGUGGGGCGAAAUCAGCUGGAGCUAAUCUUCGACGUCAUGGUGAAGCAACUAUUCGUAAUGAAAUAAGUGAUCUUUUACAUAAUAAAUGGCGUGUUCUGUUACAAUCUUGUCAGCUGAUAUUUUUGUGGUCUCCUAAAGUACAUCGAAGUAUAUUUUUUAAUCCACCUGUAUCGUCCUCAUCUGUGCCAUCUAAUCAUAAAUUUACCAGUGAUAAUAUGAAUGAAUCAACUGACUACUCUUCGACCAAUUCCAGUUAUCGAAUUUCCUCACCUCUUGUCCCAGAUUCAUUAGCUUCAAAAGCUUGUGAUUGUCGACUUGGAAUGACAAUGGAUGAUCCAAGAUUACGCAGAAUACCUUGUCGUAGUAAACAUAUCACAUAUUUACAUGUUAAAGAAUUACACAAAGAAUUGUCAACUUUCGAUGUUUAUGAUCCUGAUGCUAAUCUGGAGUUUCUCAGUAAAUCAGGUCGAAAUCAAUGGCGCAAAUUAUCUGAAAGCGGUGAUGAAACUUUGUUAGAAACUAAAAGUGGUCGAUUAAUUUACGGUCCACUUAGCCUACUGGCAACUAGUCCUAAAAAGAAUUUAUUGUCAUCAAGUUCAGAUACUUCUGAUUUAUCAGAUUGUGCCAGUUCACAAGACGAUACUGAUGAUGUUGAUGAUAGCAAUGAUGAUCGAGUGGAACAAAUUGUGAACUCAGAAAAUAAUAUUAGGAAAACCACAGAAACAGUCAGGAAGGCGAAGCCAAACAGUCAAUCUUCAUUGCUUUCGACUCCCAAAGAUUAUGAAAGUAAUGAUGUCAAAGCAAUGACUGAUAAUUUCGAAGAUUUAUAUUUCACCUAUCAAGGUUGGCAUAGACGUUUACGUGUAGCAAUUGCUUCUGGAGAUUUAGUUAUUUUACGCUCUUUAUUACCAAUGGAUAUUUCCAAUAUAACUCAAAGCGAUAAUUUAAAUGAAUUGGAGGAAACAGUUCAUAAUUCAACUGGUUCUUUGAAUACUACUACCACUACUGCUGCUACUACGACAACUAUGCUGACCGCUACUAAUACAUCCCCUACUGAGUGUACUUCACCUGGAUCAUCAAAUGUACCACCAUAUCGUGUUUGUUUAAAAUUAAUUAAUCAUCCAUUGACUGAUGGACGAAGACUUUUACAUGUAGCUGUAGAAUUUCAAAGUGAUCCUGAACUAAUUCGUUUAUUACUUGAAUGUGGUUGUGAUCCAGCAGUUAGUGAUGGAGAUGGUAUAACACCUUAUCAAUUAGCUACACGACUGCAUAAAAAAUCAAUAGCCAACGUGUUUCGACGUUUUCGAUUUCAUCAUCCAAAUCGUUAUGAUUAUGAAAAAGCUAAAAUACCUGCUCCAUUGGAUCCAUCAAAAGAGGCUGCCAAACUUGAACGUGAACGUGAACGUGCAAAACGACAAAAACAACGACAAAAAGAAAAACGUGCUGCAGAACGUACAGCUAUUGAACAACAAAAAAAGGAUGCCGAAGAACAAGCACGUUUUUUAGCCUUAUCCGAUCGCGAAAAACGUGCUAUCAUGACAGAACGUCGUCUGAUGUCUUCUAGUUCUGCCACUGGUGAACCAUUCAUGGUAUUCAGUCGUUGUUUUCAAUGUGGUUGUGAUAUAAGCGGUAAAGUUCCAUUCACUUAUAUGGAUUAUAAUUUUUGUACAUCGAAUUGUUUAAAACAACAUCGUUUAAAAUCAAUAAAUAAUAACAGGUAAUAUAGUCCGGAAAAAAAUAAUCACCAACCAAAUACUUACCGUUUCUGAUUCAAAAAAAGAAGAAUUUUAUUCAUCAUUCAUGAAUAUUAUUAUUACUACUUAUUUUGUAUAAAAUGGAAAUUUAAAAAAGAAAACUGUUUAUCAAACAAACUACUAAUUGAAAGUAGUACUUGUAUUAUUAUCUUCAUUAUGAUGAAUGAAUUGUAUAUUGUAAAUGAAUGAAUUCAAUUGUUUCUUUAAGUUGAAUAGUUAAUCUCAAUCAUCAUUAUCGUUGUUAUCAUUUACUAUUUCUAUUUUGAAAUGAAAGAAUAAAUCUGAAUGUAAUGUAUGAAUAUUCUAAUUGAUCGAGCGUUUUGUUUUGUUUUGCUUUGCUUUUUGGAAGUAACCAAAAUCUAACGGACUCAUCAAUGUUGUUUGGAUAACCGAUGUUGAUUGUUUUUAGUCAUGUAUAAUGUUGUGUUGUACAGUAAAGAAUUUUAUUAAUCAUUAUGAUUUUCAGCUGUGUGGCGCAUAUAUAUCUCGUGCCUCCUUGUACCAAUAUUUAUGUGUUUAAAUAAAUAAAUAAAUGAUUUCCAGUUGUUAAAAUGAGUAAAUAGAACAAUGAUCAAUGAAUGGAAUGCAUUCAUAUGAUGUAGUUACUCAGGGGAUCAGAUUAUUGACUCAAAACUCUAAAUUAGUUAACAACAAAGACAAACCCACUGUUAUAACUUGUGAGUGUGUGCUUGCCCAGUUCAUAUAUGACGUUAUGAGACCGCCAAUUAGCGAGCAGUGAAAUUAUUGAUCGCCCAAUGUUACACAAAAACCCGUAUGAGCAGUCUUGAGCACUUAUUAGUCCUGUUAUCUACCUAGCCCAGCCAGUUAAGUCCAGAACAACAAUAACAGUCUCUGCAAUAUGAAUCAUUAUUC
Schistosoma rodhaini is the source of this 3543-nucleotide messenger RNA. NCBI's taxonomy places the organism in Eukaryota, Metazoa, Platyhelminthes, Trematoda, Strigeidida, Schistosomatidae. The record is from the annotation of a GenBank genome assembly.